GAUCAUGACAAGGAGCACACAGCGGGUGUAAUCGAAAAAAUAUACAAGGAUUGUUCGGAGAUUUUGAAAAGAGAUUUCAGCAGGAGAGGACAAGAUGGAGUGUAUAUUAUUUACGCUGACACUCGGAAAGAGGUUUUCUGUGACAUGACGACAGACGAAGGAGGGUGGACGGUCAUUCAAAAACGAGAAGAUGGCGAAGUUGACUUUUACAGGACAUGGAAUGAGUAUAAACAGGGAUUUGGGAAUGCGUCUAAAAACUACUGGAUAGGGAAUGACGCAAUCCACACCUUAACAAAGGAUCAGAACCAAGAACUCCGAAUUGAUCUCCAGAGACAUAAUGGAGAACAGGCCUAUGCUGCGUAUACCACAUUUUACAUCGGAGAUGAAAACAAUAAAUACAAUUUAACAAUAUCUGGAUAUUCGGGAACAGCAGGUGACAGUUUGAUUGAAUGGCACAAUGGUAUGAGAUUUUCCACCAAAGAUCAAGAUAAUGACAUGAGUAACGUUAAUUGUGCUAUAGACUUUCACGGUGCCUGGUGGUAUAGCGCCUGUUACGAAUCAAACCUAAACGGAGGAUAUGCUACGUCUGCUCUGAUUGGUGACAAAUACCCGGUAUGGGUUCACUUUAAAAAAACUUUCGAAGCUCUACAAAAAACUUUGAUGAUGAUUAGACAGAAAAACUAG
Molecule: messenger RNA, 684 nt
Organism: Saccostrea echinata
Lineage: Eukaryota; Metazoa; Mollusca; Bivalvia; Ostreida; Ostreidae
Product: ficolin-1-like
Exons: 5
Source: RefSeq, a predicted model, not a curated record